AUGGACACCAACGACGACUCCGAGCCGCUCCUCGUCGACGACGGCGGCGACGACGACGAGGGCGGCGCCCCGCCGUCGCUGCUGUGCCCCAUCACGCAGGAGGUCAUGGUCGAGCCCGUCAUCGCGAGCGACGGCUUCACCUACGAGCGGAGUGCCAUCGAGCGGUGGCUCGACAUGGGCCCGGACCGGCGGUCGCCGACGACGAACGCGCCGCUGCCGUCGCGGACGCUCGUGCCGAACCGGCACCUCGCGUCCAUGAUCGCCGCCUACCGGAGCCGCCUCGGCGCGCGCGUCGUCGCCCUCGUCGGUGCCGAGCGCGAGCUGCCCGCGCCCGCGGACUGGGAGUCCCGCGAGCGCGCGCUGCUGGGAGAGGUCGCGCGGCUGUUGGACGCGGGCGCGGACCCGGACGCGCGCGACGACGGCGGGCGGCCGGCCCUGCUCGCGGCCUGCGCGACGCGGCGCUUCCCCGCGGCCCGCGCGCUCGUCGAGGCGGGCGCGCGCGUGUCCGCGCCCGACGGGUCGUCGGAGGCGCUGAACAUCAUCGAGGCGCUCAUCGAGCGCGAGGCGGACCGGCGCGCCGGGCGGAGCCGGCGCAAGCACCUCGGCAAGCUCCUCGAGGACCCGGACUCCGACGCGGGCGACGUCGAGAACCCGCUGCGGGAGGACGCCGCCGCCGCCGACGACGACAAGGGCCUGUCCGACGACCAGCUCGACGCGCUCCGGGCCCUCGUCGGCGCGCUCCGCGACCGGGCCGCGGCGGAGGUCGCCGACGACGAGCGCCGCGCCGCGCGGCGCCGCGACGCCGACGCGCGGCGCGCGACGGACGAGGAGGCGCGCGACUCCCAGGGCGCGCUCCGGCGCCUCGCGGACCGGCCGGGCGACGCCGCGGCGGCCGUGCCCGCGGGCGUCUUCGGCGCCGCGCGCCUGCGCCAGCGGGGCUACUUCCCGUCGCUCUUCGCGCUCCAAUUCGGCCUCGUGCCCGACCGGCGACGCGGCCCGGGCCGCUUCAAGUGGACCUGCUUCGCGUUCCUCGAGGAGCCCGCGGUCCAGUCCGCGACGCACCGCGAGCGCGUCGCCAUGCGCCGCAUGCGCGCGGGCAUCCUCUCCGUCGGCACGCUCCUCUUCUUCUUCCUCUGCUUCGGCUGA
Aureococcus anophagefferens is the source of this 1146-nucleotide messenger RNA. RefSeq lists its product as hypothetical. Lineage: Eukaryota; Pelagophyceae; Pelagomonadales; Pelagomonadaceae. The record is from RefSeq and is a predicted model, not a curated record. Gene Ontology annotation, molecular function: ubiquitin-protein transferase activity. The transcript has a single exon. Gene Ontology annotation, biological process: protein ubiquitination. Bases 1 to 1146 code for a protein of 381 amino acids.